AUUCCACCUCUCUUUCUUUUCCUCUUGUUCUCUUUUCUUUCUCUUUCUGGGUAUAUAAAAUAAUGAAUCGUCUCAUGAGUUGGCCUGAGCCUGUGGUUCGAGUUCAGUCUCUGUCUGAGAAUGGCAUACGUACCAUUCCGGAUCGAUAUAUUAAGCCUAUAAGUGACAGGCCUGCCCUGAAAUCUGAAAUCCAUGACCACCUUGACGUUCCCGUUAUUGAUCUCCAGAACCUGUUCGACAAAGACCCAGCCCUCCACCAGGAGACCUCGAGACGCAUCUCCAGCGCCUGCAGGGACUGGGGUUUCUUCCAGGUUGUAAACCAUGGGGUUAGCCAUGAGCUCAUGAAGCGCACGCGUGCAGUGUGGCGUGACUUCUUUGAGUUGCCGCUUGAAGUGAAGCAACAGUACGCCAACUCGCCAAGUACCUAUGAAGGGUACGGUAGUCGCUUAGGGAUCGAGAAAGGAGCGAUCCUUGAUUGGAGCGAUUACUUUUUUCUUAAUUACUUGCCGGUUACAUUAAGGAAUCAAAGCAAGUGGCCUGCACAGCCGGCAUCAUGCAGGGAACUGGUUGCUAAAUAUGGUGCCCAAGUUACAAAACUAUGUGGAAGGCUGUUGAAGGCAAUGUCUAUCAACCUUGAACUAAAAGAAGACUACCUACAAAAUGCCUUUGGUGGAGAUGAAAUGGGAGCCUGCUUAAGGGUCAAUUUCUAUCCAAAAUGUCCUCAACCUGAACUUACACUAGGCCUUUCUUCACACUCAGACCCUGGCGCCAUCACCAUUCUCCUGCCUGAUCCCGACGUAGCUGGACUGCAAGUUCGUAAGGGUGGCAAGUGGAUAACGGUGAAGCCAUUUCCCAAUGCUUUCAUUGUCAACGUCGGAGAUCAAAUCCAGGUGCUGAGCAAUGCAAUUUACAAGAGUGUUGAACACCGUGUCAUCGUGAACUCAGAAAAAGAUCGAGUCUCCCUAGCUUUCUUCUACAACCCCAAGAGCGAUUUACUGAUAGAACCGGCCAAGGAGCUGGUGAAUGAGGACCGGCCAGCACUGUACAAGCCAAUGACAUAUGAUGAGUACAGGCUCUACAUUAGGAUGAAUGGCCCUUCUGGCAAAACACAAAUCGAGUCCAUGAAAUCCAACAGAUAAAAAUAUCCAAUCUCAAAAUAUUUAUGUGAUAAAAAACAGUGAUCUCACCUCACUUGCAAAUCAUACCUUGAUUUCGCCUUUGAAGUUCUACAUUAAUGCGAAAAAUAUAUGCUAGUAUUUUCAGGAACUUAA
This is a messenger RNA of Gossypium arboreum, 1271 nucleotides long. Its product is annotated as jasmonate-induced oxygenase 4. The record is from RefSeq and is a predicted model, not a curated record. Bases 63 to 1139 code for a protein of 358 amino acids. The transcript has 3 exons. NCBI's taxonomy places the organism in Eukaryota, Viridiplantae, Streptophyta, Magnoliopsida, Malvales, Malvaceae.